AUGUCUCAUGACCUCCGAUCCAUCAUCCGGCAGUCACCACCCAUCGACGUGCUCCAGACCUACGACCCCUCGACUCUCGAGAACAAGACGAUUCUAAUCACCGGUGCAGCCAAUGGCCUCGGUGCCUCCAUGGCCCGCCACUGGGCCGCCCACGGCGCACACCUCUUCAUCGGUGACGUCGACGAUGCUGCCGGUGAGGCCUUCGUUGCCGACCUCUCCCGUGCCCACCCCUCCAGCGUUUUUCACUAUCAGCACUGCGAUGUGACCGACUGGGACCAGCAGACGUCCCUCUUUGAGGCCGCCGUCCGCCUCAGCCCCCAGGGUGCCAUCGACGUCGUCGUUCCCAACGCUGGCGUCCUCCUGCCCUCGGAAAGUUUCGCGUUCGAGAACCCACCUCUCGUCGACGGUCGCGUCCCGAGGCCGAGCACCGUCACCCUUGAUGUCAACAUCCGAGGCGUCAUCUACACCGCCCACUUGGCCCUCCACCAUCUGCGGCGCAACCCCGCUUCAGACACGAGCCUCCUACUUAUUGGAUCCGCCGCCUCCGUCAUCCCACUGCCCGGUCAGGCCCAAUAUACCAUGGCCAAGCACGCCGUCGCGGGCCUCUUCCGCACUCUGCGCGUCACUGCCGCCAUGGGCGGCCGGCGCAACAUCCGCGUCAACAUGCUGGCACCGUAUUUCGUCGCCGGCAGCCGCAUGCUUCCCGCCGUCGCCGAGGCCACGUUGUUGUCCGGAGGGGCCGGCCCGGCACGUAUCCCGGACGUCGUCGACGCGGCGACGCGCCUCGUUGCCGACGAGCGCAUCGCGGGACGGUCCCUCAUUGUCGGCCCGCCGCUACGGCUUGCACCCGAAGGGGAGGUUCCUGUCGGGCCUGCUGAAGGCGGGGGCGCCGGCCGCGCCGCCUGGGAGUUGUACGCCCAUGACUACGACGAGGUUGACACGUUUACGUACCGGUACGUACGUGUGCUUGGGUUGGUGGCUCGCCUGAGGGGCUCGCUGGCGUGGAUGGCCGACUUGUGGAGCAUGCUCAUGCGCAAGUAG
Drechmeria coniospora is the source of this 1041-nucleotide messenger RNA. RefSeq names its product short-chain dehydrogenase. The record is from RefSeq and is a predicted model, not a curated record. The transcript has a single exon. Gene Ontology annotation, molecular function: oxidoreductase activity. NCBI's taxonomy places the organism in Eukaryota, Fungi, Ascomycota, Sordariomycetes, Hypocreales, Ophiocordycipitaceae. Bases 1 to 1041 code for a protein of 346 amino acids.